Messenger RNA from Camelina sativa (false flax), 676 nucleotides. Its product is annotated as photosystem I reaction center subunit IV B, chloroplastic. The record is from RefSeq and is a predicted model, not a curated record. Lineage: Eukaryota; Viridiplantae; Streptophyta; Magnoliopsida; Brassicales; Brassicaceae. Gene Ontology annotation, biological process: photosynthesis. Gene Ontology annotation, cellular component: photosystem I reaction center; photosystem I.
CCUUUUUUUUGUGUGAUGCCAAAGUCUUUUUUGGAUCACACAACACAAACCAACACACUCUGUGCUAAUCUGUACCGUACUCUCUCCUCAAAAAACAUCACACAGAUGGCGAUGACGUCAGCAGCUACCGGAUUUAUUCUGACGGCCAAUGUCACGGCGGCUGUAGUCGGCGGCGGCGGUUCUUCGAAAAGCGCCAUCGUCGUCUCUUUCUUGCCAAUGAGAAGCUUCGGUUCGAGGCUAGUAGUCCGAGCGGCGGAUGAUGCAUCUCCGGCAACCCCAUCGUCGGAGCCUUCUUCCACCACCACCGCCCCUGCUGCUGCUGCUCCGAAGGAAGCUCCGGCCGCCAAAGCUAAACCUCCUCCGAUUGGCCCCAAGAGAGGAUCCAAGGUUAAGAUUCUAAGGAAAGAAUCCUACUGGUACAAGAACGUUGGAUCAGUUGUGGCCGUCGACCAGGACCCGAAGUCCCAAUAUCCGGUUGUGGUUCGGUUCUCGAAGGUGAACUACGCCAAUAUAUCGACCAACAACUACGCACUGGACGAGAUCGAAGAAGUCAAAUGAGAGACUUGGUCUGUACCAGUCUCUAAACUGGUUUGUCUGUUUUGUAAUUUUGAACCAAACCGUAUCAGUAUGUACCAAAAAGUUUAUCAACUUUUACAAUCUCAAGAUCGAUUUCCCA